Pieris rapae (cabbage white) is the source of this 1545-nucleotide messenger RNA. RefSeq names its product tubulin-folding cofactor B (gene TBCB). The record is from RefSeq and is a predicted model, not a curated record. Bases 156 to 899 code for a protein of 247 amino acids. The transcript has 5 exons. Gene Ontology annotation, molecular function: microtubule plus-end binding; alpha-tubulin binding. Gene Ontology annotation, cellular component: cytoplasm; microtubule plus-end; nucleus. NCBI's taxonomy places the organism in Eukaryota, Metazoa, Arthropoda, Insecta, Lepidoptera, Pieridae. Gene Ontology annotation, biological process: post-chaperonin tubulin folding pathway; cytoplasmic microtubule organization; tubulin complex assembly.
AAAUUAUAUGCGAAAGCGAUUUGGCAUAUAAGAUUAUUACAGCAACCGCUUUAUUGAAUCAAUUACCAAAUCAUAAUUUUGGUAUCUUAGGACUAAAUAAUAUUUUGGUUUGCUUUGAUUUUCAAGUUGGUCGCAGCGUGUUUAUAAAUUAUAAAAUGGAAGGUGUUCAUGUUAUAACACAAGACUUUUUAAAUGUGCAUAUUACUAAAUCCGAUAAUGAAAGUGUGCCUCCUAUCGAACGGAGGUUUAACAAAGGUAUAACAGUGUUGGAUUUUAAGACCAAACUGGAACUGGUUACUGGAGGAACAGCAAGUACCAUGAAAUUGAAAGUGUAUGACAACAAGAACAACUUUUUAUGUGAUAUUGACAAUGAUACUGCUUUGCUGGGGUCUUAUCCAAUUGAAGAUGGCAUGAGGAUCCAUGUCAUUGACAAGUUUGCCUUAGUUCGAGAUUUUGAUGACUCUGAUAGUGCAGAGAGGUUCAAGUUAUCGGAAGAAGAAUAUGAAAAAAAGGGUGAUACACUUAGAUCAUUUCUACAAAAAAAUAAGCUUGGGAAAUAUAAUGCAGAAGAGAUGGCUAAGAUGAAAGAGCAGCAGGAAAAAGAGUUAGAGGAAGAAGCAAAGUUAGCCGAGUCAGUAUUAGUUGGUGCAAGGUGUGAGGUACGUGUACCAUCCCAACCUUCCCGAAGAGCUACUGUUCGCUAUAAUGGUCCAUUGGAAGGAACAAAAGGCUUGUGGAUUGGAGUACAAUAUGAUGAACCGAGAGGAAAGAAUGAUGGAUCAGUCAAUGGUAAAAGAUACUUCACUUGUCCACCUAAGUAUGGAGGUUUUGUAAAACCAGUUUAUGUGACUGUUGGAGAUUUCCCUGAAGAGUCAUUUGAUCUAGAAGAUGAAAUAUGAUCUAAAACCUAAUCUGCUUCUUAAUGCUUUUUAAAAUUGAUUUGCGUGCAAAGUAAUAUAUAAUUGCUUAUAUCUAAUCAUGAAUUGGACGGAUUAUUAGUAAGGAGGGACAUAGUUUGUAACUAAUACAUAAAAUGUAUUAAGUGCGACAUAACCGCAUUUGUACUUCUUGUUUUUACGAUGCAGUACAAAUAGGCUUUGGCGUCUCUAAUGUCCCUUGUGCGAAGGUUAUAAUAAUAAUAUAAAGAUGGAAGACUGAGAACUAAUAAUAUUUUUGCAUGCCUUCAUUAUAUUCAUAAUUUCUUAUUUUAGAUUUUAACUAUUUGAUUAUUUUAUUUUAAAGUAGCCUUUAUAUUUGUAGAAGAAUCUCAGGCAAUAUCAUGAUUUAUUUUUUAAUAUUAGUUUUUUUACUAAUAUUUUGACACCCAGACAAUGUAAUAGAGCUUUUAUAUGUUUUCUUUAACAUUCCAAUUUUUCUUUAUACCUAUACAAAAUGAUUUUUGAAUAAAACAGUUGUUAAUGCAAGAAUAAGUCUCAAUAAAUUAAUCAAGGAACUACAAAGGUACCAAUCUACUAAGUACCCUAAAUAUAUUGUAAAAAAGCUAAGCUUAGUACAAGUAACGGGCUAAUAAAUUAUAAUUUUAUU